CGUAGGAAGGCGCAUGCAUGGACGCGAAACGUUUCCCCCUCGCAAAAGUUCUUUUGACGAGUUUCCCCCCAUCACUUUCAAGAUUCCCCCCGUUCUCUUCAUCAAGUGAGUCGUCCGUACCGCAUGUAUCCGCGAAGUCGCGAGGAUAACAAAAGUUCACUCAAAUCACCUUUUGCGGCCCAUCGCUGCUUCGCGCCGACAUGGCCUCCAGCCACAGAAAGCUCUGUCGACGCUGGACGUCGCGCGCGCGCUAGCUACCAUGCACAUCAAAGCGAUCGUCUCUCUGCUCCUCUUUGCCAUGUGUACGCAGCUCACCAUCGCCGAGCGCUCAGGUGAUGAUGAGCAGCACCCUUCAAUGCAAAUGCGCUUCGAGGACUUGCAGCUCAAGCUCAAGCUUCAGGCGUCUCCUCUUCUUCAAAAAGCAAGACCCUCUCGCACCGCAACUUCGCACCUCUCCAUCCGAGCCGAUCCCUGCAGCAGCAGCAGCAGCAGCAUUCCCAGCAUCCCCAUUUUCCGCCGCCGCAGCAGCAGCAGCAGCAGCAGCUCCCUCCGCUCCUUUUCCUCUUCCUCCCUCCUCUUUCGACGCUGCACCGGCAACUCCGGCACAGACUCGGACGGGGAGUGGGAGGCCAAAAAGCGAGCCAAGGCGGUGAGCAAGGCGCUCAAGAAUCUGAGCAACGGUCCUCAGCUGGAUGUAUGGCCCAGGCGCGAAAGGAGGCGCAGUACGAGCGGAGUAUUGCGAAAGCUUGCGAGGUACGUCAAAUUUUGGCGCAGGGAGGAUGUGCUGGUGAGCGUCGAGAGCAGCAUAGUUGCUUGAUCUGGCUCGGGCGCCGCGCGCAGCGACAACAAGGAACAGAACAGCAAUCGCGCAGGGCUAUCGGUCCAUAGACCCUACGCACCUACCAGACCUUCGGAAAAGCUCUUGGUCGUCCAUCAACAUUGUCAAGAGAAA
Molecule: messenger RNA, 952 nt
Organism: Ceraceosorus guamensis
Lineage: Eukaryota; Fungi; Basidiomycota; Exobasidiomycetes; Ceraceosorales; Ceraceosoraceae
Exons: 2
Coding region: 260-817 (185 amino acids)
Source: RefSeq, a predicted model, not a curated record